AUGGCACCCAAAGGCAAGAAGGGCAAGAAAGCCGGCGAUGACUGGGACGAGGGACUAGGCGAGACCGCCGACCCCAUCGCACAGGCCGAGCAGGAAGCCAAGGCUGCCGAUGCCGCCGACGACGAGGAUGCCGAAGGCGGCGGCGGCUUGAUGGCCGCGCUGAAGAAGAACAAGGAGAGGCGGAAGAAGAAGGGCAAGCAGACCGACAACGACUUCCUAGACGGCGAGGACCCGGCGCAGGAUGGCGCUGUUACGCCUGACCCAGCGGCUGACCUGGCUGCUAAGGCGCCUGAAGAGGCUACGAUGGAUGAUGAGGGUGAUACAUUCGCGCAGCCGGCGAAAGGGAAGAAGGGCAAGGGUGGGAAACAGCAGCCUGCGAAAGCUGCUGAGCCUGAACCCGCGGAUGAGGAUGGCGAGACUGGUGGCAAGGUGAAGACGAAGGCCGAGAAGGAGAAGGAGAGGAAAGAGCGUGAGAAGCAGCGGAAGAAGGAGCAGGCGGCCACCAAAAAGAAGACGACCGCGCCGGCGGCGAAGGAGGAGUCGAAGCCUGUUGAAGCGGCGGUACCGGAAGCUGCCGCGGAGCCUGCGGGUAGCAAGAAGAAGAAACUUCCUGCCGGACUUGCGGCGCUUCAGAAACAGCAGGAAGAGCUCCGUGCGCGGGAGGAGGCAGAGAAGAGGGCUGCUGAGGAGGCGAAGCAGCGCGAUGAGGAAGAGCGGAAGCGGAUAGAGGAGGAAGAGAUGCAGAAGGAGGAGGCACGAGCUGCGAAGAAGGCAAAGGAGAAGGCUCGUAUCGAGCAGCAGAAGCGCGAGGGCACGUACAAGACCGAGAAGCAGCGGAAGGAUGAGGCGCAGCAGAAGCUUCGGCUACAGCAGAUGCUUGACUCGGGCGCGCAGGUUGCGGCUAUGAAGGAGGGGGAUAGCGAUACUGGCGCCAAGAAGCCCAAAGAUGAUCGGAAGAAGAGGAAUCUCAAGAAGGAGGCUGAAGAGCGGAAGGCGCAGCAGGCUAAGGAGGAGGAAGAUGCGAGGAAGAAGAUGGAGGAGUUGAAGUUGAAAGAGGAGCAGGAGAAGCGGGCGGCUGAGGAGGCAGAGAAAGCGAAGGUGGAUGCUGAGGCGAAGAAGGGUGAGGAUGAAGAGAGUGAGGAGGAAGACUGGGAGGCACUCGCGGAGAAGGAAGAGAGCGGUGUCAAGGACAGUUGGGACGCACCGUCUGACCAGGAGGAUGGCGUCGUGAAGAGAGAGGUUAACGGCAAACCUGUGCAGGACGGUGCUGCUGGAGCUAAGGCUGAGGUCAAGAAGCCCAACGGUGCUGACGAGGAUAGCGAGUCCGACUCUGAAGAUGAUUCAUCAGAAGACGAGCGACAGACUGUUGCUGCAAGGCAAGCAGCGUUGAAGCGACAGCAAGCAGCAGACAAGCGAAAGGCCGAGCUGGAGGCAGCGCGCAAUGCUGCUUCCAAGGACGACCUGCGCUCGCCCAUCUGCUGUAUUCUCGGCCACGUAGAUACUGGCAAGACGAAGCUGCUCGACAAGAUCCGUGCAACGAACGUUCAAGAAGGCGAAGCGGGCGGUAUCACGCAACAAAUCGGUGCCACGUACUUCCCCGUCGAGGCGCUAGAGAAGAAGACUGCGGUCGUCAACAAGGACAGCUCGUUCGAGUUCAAGGUGCCUGGUCUUCUCGUCAUCGACACACCUGGCCACGAGUCCUUCACCAACCUGCGCUCUCGUGGUAGCUCGCUCUGCAAUAUCGCGAUUCUAGUCGUUGACAUCAUGCACGGUCUUGAGCCGCAGACGCUGGAGUCGAUGCGUUUGUUGAGGGACAGGAAGACUCCUUUCAUCGUUGCAUUGAACAAGAUCGAUCGUCUUUACGGCUGGAAGCCGGUCGCUAACAACGGCUUCCGGGAAAGCUUGAGCCUGCAGAACAAGGGCGUGCAGAACGAGUUCCGCGAUCGUUUGGAGAAGACGAAACUGGCGUUCAGCGAGCAGAGCUUCAACGCCGAGCUGUUCUACGAGAACAAGAGUAUGGCAAAGUACGUCUCGCUCGUACCGACGUCUGCUCAUACCGGAGAGGGUAUCCCGGAUAUGCUGAAGCUGCUUGUCACGCUCACUCAAGAGAGGAUGACGCGCCAGCUGAUGUACUUGUCCGAGGUCGAGUGUACGGUGCUGGAAGUCAAGGUCAUCGAAGGUCUCGGUACCACCAUCGACGUCGUUCUCUCGAACGGUGUCCUCCACGAAGGCGACAAGAUCGUGCUCUGUGGUACCGAAGGCCCCAUCACUACCGAUGUCCGCGCCCUGCUCACACCCGCCGAGAUGAAGGAACUGCGCGUCAAGUCCCAUUACGUCCACAACAAGACCGUCAAAGCCGCCCUCGGUGUCAAGAUUGCCGCCAACAACCUCGACAACGCCAUUGCCGGCUCCCGCCUCCUGGUCGUCAAGAACAAGGAUGAUGAAGAUGAGAUCGAAGAGCUGGAAGAGGACGUGAUGAGCGACCUCGAAAAUCUGAUGUCUAAGAUCUCGCCCUCGAAGCGUGGUGUCACCGUCCAGGCAUCCACCCUCGGCUCUCUCGAAGCUCUGCUCGAGUUCUUACGACAGAGCAAGAUCCCCGUGUCCAACAUCUCGAUCGGCCCCGUGCACAAGCGCGACAUCAUCACCGCCUCCACGAUGCUGGAGAAGGCGAAAGAGUACGCCGUCAUGCUCUGCUUCGACGUCAAAGUCGACAAGGACGCGGCGGAGAUGGCGGAGCAGAUUGGGGUGAAGAUCUUCACCGCGGACAUUAUUUAUCACUUAUUCGACGACUUCACCAAGCACAUGAAGGCGCUCAACGAGGCGAAGAAGGAGGAGAGUAAGAUGUUGGCCGUCUUCCCGUGUGUGCUGAAGCCCGUGGCGGUGUUUAAUAAGAAGGAUCCGAUUGUCGUGGGCGUGGAUGUCGUGGACGGGAAUUUGAGGCUGAAUACGCCGAUUGCGGCGGUGAAGUUUAAUAGUGUGACGGGGGUGAAGGAUGUUGUGAGCUUGGGGAGAGUGACGGGCAUCGAGCGCGACCACAAACAACUCCCCAUCUGCAAAAAGGGCCAGCCUUCGGUGGCUGUUAAGAUAGAAGGCGCGAAUCAGCCCAUGUAUGGCCGUCAGCUCGAGGAGAAGGAUAUGCUGUACUCGCACAUCUCGCGAGCGAGUAUCGACACGCUGAAGGAAUUCUAUCGGGAUGAGGUGGAUAAGGACGAGUGGGCGCUGAUUGCGAAGCACUUGAAGGGGUUGUUCGAUGUGCCGUGA
Molecule: messenger RNA, 3261 nt
Organism: Saxophila tyrrhenica
Lineage: Eukaryota; Fungi; Ascomycota; Dothideomycetes; Mycosphaerellales; Extremaceae
Gene: FUN12
Product: eukaryotic translation initiation factor 5B
Exons: 2
Coding region: 1-3261 (1086 amino acids)
Biological process (GO): translational initiation
Cellular component (GO): mitochondrion; cytoplasm
Molecular function (GO): GTPase activity; GTP binding; translation initiation factor activity
Source: RefSeq, a predicted model, not a curated record